Messenger RNA from Closterium sp. NIES-65, 3381 nucleotides. The record is from the annotation of a GenBank genome assembly. NCBI's taxonomy places the organism in Eukaryota, Viridiplantae, Streptophyta, Zygnematophyceae, Desmidiales, Closteriaceae.
AUGGUGUCGUACCGGUCGGUGCUUCAGACGGUAGAGGCAGCGCUGGGGCCUGACGGCCGGCGGGGCAAGCAGCUGACGGCGGCGCAGCGCGGCGACCUCUUUUACGCGCUCUCGCUCGUCGAAGAUGACCUCAGGUCUGACGUCACGUCGCUAGGAACCUCCUGGCGGAGAAGCCGCGGAAUUAGCAGCGGUGCACAGGUGCGCUCGAAGGAGGCACAGCUGCUUUGCGUGCUUCUCAAUGCAUCAACCCAACCCACGGCCCUCCCUCUGCCACCCUUCCCUUCUAACCGAUCCCCCUUCUCCCCGAUCCCGCUCCUCAUCUUCCCAAUCCCCCACCACCCUACCCCCCAUCCCACUCUUCUUUCCCUCCGCGCUUGCAGGAACCUCCUGGGGGAAAAGCCCCGGGACGAGCAGCAGUGGGCGCAGGAACCUGCUGGUGAAGAAGCCGCGGGACGAGCAGCAGCGCGCGCAGGUGCGCAGCAAGGAGGUGCCGCUGCCGGACGGCCCUCCCGCUGUGCUCGACGCCAAGGACGUGCAGGUGAGCCCUCCCACCUCCUGGUGACGCGUGCUGAGGGAUGGGACGUGCAGGUGAGGGGUGGUGAGGGGUGGGACGUGCAGGUGAGGGGUGGUGAGGGGUGUGACGUGCAGGUGAGGGGUGGGACGUGCAGCUGGCCUGGCGCUGCAGCUGAGCUGAGCCAUGCGUUCAACAUCAACGAGCUGGCGCUGCAGCUGAGCGAUGCGUUUGGCAUCAACGAGGUGGACUGUGUGGCGCUGCUCGUGGCAGCACACCAUGAGUGGGGCAUAGCAGGGCGGGCGGACAGUGACGUGGUGCGGCUGGCAGCCGGGCUGUGGUUCACGGAGAGGCGAGCGCUGCUCUCCACGCUCUUCCUCCUCCUCAAGGUUCGUCCGUCUCCCCCUCGCCGCCUCCUCUCAACGUCCGUCUGGUUCCCCCUCCUCCCCCCUCCCAUUGCCUCCGCUCGAAGCCCGUGGCAGUGGUGGGCGACAGCACCACAGGCAGACAGACCCUCUACCGCUGGACCACGUGUGCUGGACCACGUGUGUGUGCUGGGCUACUUCCUCUUUCUCCCUCACUCUCACUCCACCGCUCCUUCCCAUCCCCCCCUCUCCCUUGCAGCUAGCAAUGGUGGACGACAGUACCGCAGACCCGCUACUCCCAGACCACGUGUGUGUGCCUUCCUGCCCACGUGGCACUACCUCCUGCCCUUUCAUUCUCCUCCCACCUCUCCUUCGCGUUCUGCCCUCUCUCUGUCUAUCCCUUGCAGGUGCCAGUGGUGGGUGGCAGUGGUGAGCGACAGCAUGGCAGACGCGCUACUGCAGGACCACGUGCGCCGCUACCUGCGCUCGCUGCUCCAAUCAGGCCUCACCGCCCGCCUCUUCCGCCUGCUUCGGGAGCUCAACCGACCCGACGCCGCUGGCUCGGGCUCCCCGAGCCUGGCUCUCGUGGUGGCGGGGGCUGCCCCCCCUGCUGGGGCGUCGCCUGUGGCAGGGGGAGGGGAGAGGGGAGGGGGAGGCGGAGGGGAGGGAGUGGGGGAGUAUGUGAUGGAUGGGAGGGGGCUGCUGGCGAGGCGGGCGGACGUGGUGCAGCGGGAGAGGCUGCUCGUGGCUCAGUGCGUCGCACUCUCUUGCCUGCUCUGCCGACUCGGUCCGUGCCCUGCUGCUCCUUCCUCCUGGUGCUCCUCCGCUUGCCACUACUUCUCCUCUCUCAACAAUACCUGCUCAUGCCGUGCGGCAGCCACUGUGCUUUGCGUUGGACUGCGUACGGAUCGCGACAGACGGAUCAGCGCCUCACCUUCCUCCGUACCCGCUGUGUUGUGUGCCAUCUGUUUCUCCCUAAUGUUUCUUUCCCCCUCUCCCCUCCACUCCACCCCGCGGUCCUUCCUCCAUCCUCUGCUCUCUUCCCCGCUGCUCCCCCCUUAUGCAGACCCCAAGGAGGCAAAGGAGUUAUUCGAGCUGCUGCAAGACGCCGCCCGUGACUGGUCCGCCGCUGCUGCUGCCGCCUCCUCCCCCUCCUCCACCGCCCUCGCCCUUCCCCCUAUCCCCGCGCCCUUCUCUAUCCCUGCCGCUCCCUCACCUGCGCCCACUGCUGCCUCCACAGCAACUGCGAGCGCGGCCACAGCAGCGGUGGCGCUGCACAUCACCUACACGCUCAUGUUCGCGCUGCUGCACGCCCUGCUCUCUGACUCCCUCGCCUCCCCCUCCUCCGCCGCUGCCUCCGCUGCUGGGGGAGCCGGGGGGCCUGGAGGGGCGGCUGUGCCUUCUGCUGCCGCCCCUGCGUCCCCUUCUGUCUCUUCAGCCCUGCCUGCUGUACUCUCGCCCAAUGAGGCGUUUCGCAAGGAGUUCAGCCGAUUGGUUCUUAAGUCAACACCAUCCGCCACUGCCUCUUCAUCCUCCCACGCACUCGUCCCAUUCCAAUCCGGCCCGCUCUCCCUCCCCCCUCAGCCCUCCCCCUCUGCCUCCACCUCCUCCCCACCCACCUCCUCGCCGCUCACCCCCCCUGCUCCUGAUGACGUCAUCUCGGUCAUCCGCCUCGCCUGGGCCGUGUUCCUCGCCAACACCAGCACUCUUCCAGCCUUCUCCGCCCCGAGUCUCUCCCCCUCCCGAACCUCCGCCCGAGGCUCGGUUGCAGCGGCAGCCCUGGCGGCAGGAGGCUCGGGAGAGGAUGUGGUUGGGGAUGAGGUGGCAGUGGCUCGGGAGUGUUUAAAAGACGAGACUUUGUUAAGUGCCACGACGCUGCUGCUGCAGCAGGUGUUGUCAUCUGCCGUGUUUGAAAACGACGAUGAGGAUUUAACGUUCACUUACAUGGUCUACACCCACAAGCUCCUCUCGUCUUUCUUCCUCCAGCCAAUCACGCGCGAGCGAAUCCGGGAGUUGCGCCACGCCUCCCUCUCCCUCCCUUUCCUCCCCGCCUCAUCAUCUUCCGGCCGUCCAGCUCACGCUGACGUGGACAAGGCUGCGCGCUUAGCUGGCGCGUACCCCCACAGCAUGGGGCGCGGCGUGGCUCGGAGUUUAGAGGAGGAGGAUGAGCGAGAGCAGAGGCAGCAGCAGAGGGAGGAGGCAGAGGCACAGGAACAGGUGGCGGUGAGGGGGAGGGCGUAUCUGGGGUUGCUGCAGCUGGUGGGGGCGGUGUAUGCGCGCCAGCCGGAGCUGAUGGCAGGGGGCGGCGUGCUUUGGCAGUUUGUGAUGUACGUGGGCGAGGAGCAUAGAGGGGCGGCGUCACUGGUGGCGUUUCUGAACCUGCUGGCACAGCUGGUGGGUGGUGGUGGGGGGGGGGGGAUGGGAGGGAGGGCGGUGGGGCGAGAAGAAUGGCGAUUGGGGGGAGUGGUGUGCUGUGGCGGGCUGUCGUGGGUGUAUGGGGGUUGA